Molecule: messenger RNA, 701 nt
Organism: Beta vulgaris subsp. vulgaris (sugar beet)
Lineage: Eukaryota; Viridiplantae; Streptophyta; Magnoliopsida; Caryophyllales; Amaranthaceae
Product: DNA-directed RNA polymerases II, IV and V subunit 11
Exons: 5
Coding region: 107-457 (116 amino acids)
Biological process (GO): transcription by RNA polymerase II
Cellular component (GO): RNA polymerase II, core complex
Molecular function (GO): protein dimerization activity; DNA binding
Source: RefSeq, a predicted model, not a curated record
AUUCCGAACUUUCAAGGAAGUAGAAACGUAACACACCUCCUUCGCCGGCUCUCUCAGUAGUCGGGUACUCACAGCAGCCGAAAGAGAAGAGAGGAGAGAGAAAGAGAUGAAUGCGCCGGAUCGAUACGAACGAUUCGUGGUUCCUGAAGGCGUAACGAAAGUUUCGUAUGAGAGAGACACCAAAAUCAUAAAUGCCGCUUCUUUCACCAUUGAAAGAGAAGAUCACACCAUUGGCAACAUCCUUCGCAUGCAAUUGCACAGAGACCCAAAUGUCCUUUUUGCAGGUUACAAGCUUCCUCAUCCUCUUCAGUACAAAAUUCUUGUCAGGAUUCACACGACAAGUCAGUCUUCACCAACUCAGGCAUACAAGCAAUCUAUUAAUGACCUGGACAAGGAGCUUGACUGUCUGAAAAGUGCAUUUGAGGCUGAGGUAACAAGAUUUGCAAGUGAAUACUGAUCCAAGCCUGUGAAACACAAUGUUCUGUUUGAUGCAUAAAUGAAUAUCGAAGGAAGAUAGUCUAGUGAUUUGUAUUUAGUUAGAUGACGUCGUUUAUUGUUGGUCGAGACUCAAAUCUCCUAUGCUAGUUUGUCAAUGAAAUCUCCUUGGCUUUGAUGGGGAGAAUCACCUUUGAAUGCAUCUCAUGUCCUUGGCAGCAGAAGCUACCAUAUCUUUUUAAUAUAGUUUGAUGGUUCACUUAUAA